GGCUCCUCUCGGGGGAGGAGUCGCGCUUCAUACAGGCUCCUGAGGCUUCCGCUGAAGAGACGGCGUUCCGAGGUUGAUAUCAGAGACACCUGUGACCUUGGCAAUCUGCACGUGACCCCAGCUGAGCUCCAGAAAGGCUGUGCACCCCCAGAAGGGCCACCGCGGGGGUGAAGGCUCUGCUGAGUCACAGGGCCAGACCCACCACAAUCUCGCUGACAGAGGCCAGGGGGCGGAGCGUGCUCUGAGCAGCUGGAAGGGAGCUGUGCCUGACCAGUCUUGGGGGAGGAGCUGCUUUCACCAGGCUGCAGCUGACAAGAAGCUUCAAGGAAAAAUAUCAGAGACACUUGUGACCUGGGAAAUUGGCACGUGAUAUCAUCUGAGGUCCAGAAAGACUGUGUACCCACAGAAGGGCCACACGGGGCGAAGGCUCUGCUACCACAAUCCCUGGCAAAGGGAUUGUCCCAAACAACGUGUUCAAGUACCUUUUGGAAACUGAGGUGGAGAAGAACAGUGCCUUCAAACUAACUUUUUGUUGUCAGAAAACAAAAGAGCAUUUGUUGAGAGUGUUGUUUUUGGUAGCACCUACAUUAGCAGUGACAGGGUUAGCUAGCCACCCCAACCACUGAUAAUAAGCAAUCGGUACACGGAUCUAAAUCAUAAUGGAUGCUGAGUAUGUCCUGUGCAAUUGGAAAGACCAGUUGUGGCCAGCAAAGGUUUUGUCCAGUUAUGAAACGUCACCAAACAGUAAGAGAAAAAAGACAUUUUCCCUAGAAGUUCAAAUACUCUCACUAGAAGAAAAAAUUAUAGUAGAUAGCACAGAAACAAAGCUCCUAAACAAAUCUCAGAUUGAAGCCAUUACCUCCUCACUAGCAGCGCAGUCAGAGGCUGGUGCUUCACCUAGGGAUGAGACAGCCUAUGGAAGAGCACUUAAAGUGGCACUGGAUAUUCUGAAUGAGAGACCAAAUUUGAGUGAAGCAAGCAUUUCAGGUGAAGAGGAGACUGCUACCCUGUCUGAAAAUGUGCCGCAAAAGCUGUCCGAUUCACCGCCUCAGAAGAAGUAUCGGAAGCAGGAAGGAGACUUACCCAAAUACCUCGAGGAAAGUGAAAACCCGGCAUCCUUGUUAGUAUCUCCAGAGAAUGAUUCCCUGGCUGAUGAUAAAUCACAGGUGCACACAACCAGCAGUAUUAUUCCAGGGGAAAUGGAAACAAAGCCAUUGCUAGACUCUAGCUGGGGCCAGACUUUCCCUUCACGUUCAGAAGAUGAAGAUGAAAAAGAAGACAAGAAAAAGAUCGAUAUUUCACUUAUGCCCAUUCAUUCCACAGUCAAAGAGGAGGAUGUAUAUGCUAAAGAAGAGAAAUGUCUUCCAGAUCUGCCAUCAGAUACUGUCUUUACACCCAAAGCUUUGAAAGAGGAGCCACAAGACGUGUGCCCAGGGCCCCUACCUGUUUCCUCUGAAUGUUCUAGUUUCUCAGAGAAUAUUGAAGAUCCAGGUGAAGGUCCUUCUAAUCCGAAUCCAUGCUUAGAGCCCAGCCAGAAUCAGCCUUCUGUAGAAUCUGAAGUGGGUGCUACAACAUCCACUGGGAGUUGUUCAUGGGAAGAGCAGGUCUCUGCUAGUGCCCCUAACCCUGCCCUUGCCUGUUCACUUGUUGCAAAUAGAGAAAGGAAUCUUGAGAGACUGGAUUUUGAUGAUCUUGAGGAAUUUCAGGCUUCUGACAAGUCAUUGCACCUAAAUUCUAUCAUUGAUUCCAUAUUAGCUGAUGAUGAGGAAGAAGAAGAACUUCCACGCUUCAUUUUUCAAUACGAGAAACGUUCCUUUGAAACAGGAAUGAUAGUCUGGUUUAAAUAUCAAAAAUAUCCUUAUUGGCCAGCAGUGGUAAAAAGCAUCAGGCGAAAAGAAAGGAAAGCAAGUGUGCUUUUUGUUGAGGCAAACAUGACUCCUGAAAAGAAAGGCGUGAGAGUAUCCUUCAGAAGAUUAAAGAAAUUCGACUGCAAAGAGAAGCAAACACUAGUGGAUAAAGCCAGGGAAGAUUACAGUGAAAGUAUUGACUGGUGCAUCUCACUGAUUUGUGACUACAGAGUUCGAAUAGGUUGUGGUUCUUUCGCAGGCUCUUUCUUUGAGUAUUAUGCUGCUGAUAUUAGCUAUCCAGUUAGGAAAGUAGUCAAACAGGAGACCUUCCGGAAUAUAUUUCCAAAGCUGUAUAAUGAAGAUGCUGUGGAACACAUGACUGUGACUUCUCAGACCAAGAAAAUGUCCUUCCAGAAAAUUCUUCCUGACCGAAUGAAAGCUGCACGAGACCGAGCCAACAAAAACCUUGUGGACUUCAUUGUGAAUGCAAAGGGAACAGAAGACCAUCUUCAGUCCAUUUUAAAUGGCACAAAAGGAUCCAGAUGGCUGAAAUCAUUUUUGAAUGCAAAGAGAUUCUCGCCCUGUAUUGAAACAUACUUUGAGGAUGACGAUCAGUUGGAUGAAGUGGUGAAAUAUUUACAAGGAGUCUGCAAUCAAGUAGAUGAAAAAAUGAUGAGUCUCAUAAAACAUGAUAAAAUUAAAUUUAUCCUGGAAGUCCUUCUACCAGAAGCAAUUAUUUGUUCAAUCUCAGCUGUUGAUGGGUUAGAUUACAAAGCAGCAGAAGCAAAGUAUCUAAAAGGACCAUCUCUAGGCUAUAGGGAAAGAGAAUUAUUUGAUUCAAAAAUCUUAUUUGAAAAGAGACGGAAACCAUUAACAAAGGAAGCUCAUUAAAUCUCCUGAGAGUCCAAAUCAUAACAAUAUGCUUUCAUAGAUAUUAUUUCUUUGAAAAAUCUCUGAAAAUUCUCUACAUUUCUGAGAACUGGAGACUUUGAGUAAUGUGGUUUUUUUUAUUUUUAUCUCUGGGAUCUGUGGGUAUCAUUACAUCUUCACUUCCUUUGGUUAUGCUUUCUCAAAGUCAAUUUUGCCAGCAUUUCAGCAAUUUACUUUUCCAUACAUUUUUAGAAUGCAUAGUGCAUAAAUGAUUUUUAAGGGAAAGUACUAUUUGGUUUUAUGAUAUUUUUGUUUCUAUGGUGUAUAGGUAAAUACAAUGUGCACAGUCAUUUUAAUAUUACAAUUGCACUGGUAUUAGAUAUUAAGCAAGAUAAUUAGAAAAAAGUCUAAGAAACAGCACUUAUAUAUUUUUUGCUUUUUAUAAGAUAUUCAGUUUUCUCUUAAGAUAGUUGAAUUAUUUUUAUUGCUAUGCCUAUUUAUUUUUGGAAAAAAAAAUCUCUGAGACCUAGAACCAAAGAUAGAUAAGCUUUGCUAUAUAUUAUAAUUAACUAGAAUUGCUUUUGCAAAAAAAUCUGAAAUACAAAAAAUGAAUUAUUUGCAUGUAGUCUAUACAUGUGUGAAUAACAUCUCAGCAUGCAGAAAAUAAUUCUGACAGCCUUGAACCUUGAGCGGGAUUGUUCAUUCUAUACUUCCCUGAAAUUUCAUUUUGGGGAGUCUCUCCUUCAAAGGCUAAACACUUUCUUGAAAUGAACAGGCUCCUGGCUGUCUCCAUAACUAUGAGUGGAUCUUCUCAAUGUAGUUCUCUGACCACAUGUAGAAGGCAGCUAGAGUCAUUGUAUUCAGGACCUGGCCAACCUAGUUAUGUGAGCUAGGGUGACUGCUUAUGAGCCCAUCUAGUUUUAUAUAAACUGUAGAAAAAGCAAGUGCCAUGUUCCAAGUCUUUUAUCUCCAAAUAUGUCUCAAACCAAGCAAGCUUUUUUAUCUGACUUCUCCAUAGAAUAGUUCCAACUCGUUCCAAUAAUGUAAACACCAACUUAUAAAUCAUUCCACACUACUAGCAGUUGUAGACGGACCAGAAUAUGGGAACUUAGAAUAAAGUCACAGAAAAUGCCUCCAUUUGAAUAAAUGUGACAGUAUUCCAAAUAUGGUUAAAUAUAAACCAUUAAAAUCUGAAGCCAAUGGAUCAUUUAUUUUUGCUUGAAACAGAUUUUUGUGAGAAUAAAUGUUAGGAAAGCUAGUUUAUUUUAAAAACUUGAUGGUAAAAGAAAUGCUGAAGGCUUAACAUGCACCUGUCUUUAUUUUGACCACUUAUAAUGAGACAUCUGUCACCUUGGGGCUCUUUUUAUGCGUUCAA
Messenger RNA from Lepus europaeus (European hare), 4092 nucleotides. It is a transcript of the gene PWWP3B, whose product is annotated as PWWP domain containing 3B. The transcript is spliced from 5 exons. NCBI's taxonomy places the organism in Eukaryota, Metazoa, Chordata, Mammalia, Lagomorpha, Leporidae. Bases 660 to 2738 code for a protein of 692 amino acids. The record is from RefSeq and is a predicted model, not a curated record.